CGGCAAAUUCGCCGGCAUUACAAUGUCCACAAAACAAGCAAGGAUAUGCCUACUCUUACGUACGACCAUUAGAAUUCACGGAUUCUAUGGAAGAGAAUUGGAAAUUGUGGGUCCAAAAAUUUAAAAUAUUUCUUCUUGCCGAGGACCUUGAAGCAGUUUCCGAUGACCGUAAAAUAGCUCUGCUGCUCCAUAACAUGGGUGACAAGGGUGUAGAAAUAUACAAUUCGUUUAAUUUAGAGCCAAAGCAAACCUUUGAAGAAGUCCUAAAGAAAUUUAAUGCAUAUUUCAUUCCAAAAGUUAACAUCACGAUGCAACGCCAUAAAUUUUUUACAAGGGCACAAGGACCUACAGAGUCCUUCGACGAUUUCCUUACUGACCUUCAGAACAGAAGUAUGACAUGCAACUUCAGUGACAAGAGAGAGGAACUCGUGAGAGACGUUAUCGUCAUAGGUCUAGCUAAUACCGCUAUGAAGGAGAGGCUUCUGCGCACGGAGGAUCUGACUCUGCAGAAGACCAUCACCAUGUGCAGAGCUGCGGAAUUGUCUCAAAAACAAGUUACGGAACUAACGAAUGAGAUAGCUGCGACCUCCGUGCUCAACGUCAGCACUGUGCCAGUACAUAACGUCAACAAUGUCAAUACUUCAAGAACAAGAAGCGUCAAGACAAGAAAAUGCUAUCGCUGCGGAAAUAACUGGGAUCGCACGCAUCAAUGCCCAGCUAUAGGUUGCAAGUGCCAGAAGUGUGGUAUUCCUAAUCAUUUUGCGAAGGUUUGCAGAAACAAACAGGUUGCAGCCAUAACAGAGAAGCAGGUUGAAGACGACAGCGAGGAGUCCUUCUUCGUUGGCUGUAUCAACAGUGAGUGUGAAUGCGAAUGAAAAUGCAAUUCCCAGAGCCGAUCCACCUCGUCGGGUCCCUAUAGCACUAAGACAGAGCCUUAAGGACGAGUUGGACAAUAUGGUGAGACAGCAAAUAAUCACCAAAAAUGAGGAUCCGAUGGAGUGGGUCAACUCAACUGUUGUAACCAAAAAGAAAAACAAUAAAAUACGCGUAUGUAUUGACCCUCGGUACUUAAAUAAAUUCAUUAUCAGAAAACACAAGCAAUUGCCAACGGUUGAUGACAUACUAGAUAAGUUAUCAGGCUCUAAGUAUUUUUCUAAAUUUGACUGUAGCAGUGGGUUUUGGACAGUACAGCUUGACUCAGAAAGUUCAAAGUUAUGCACGUUUUCUACUCCAUUUGGUAACUACUCCUAUAAACGAUUGCCAUUUGGACUUUCUGUGUCAACAGAAGCAUUUCAGGAACGCAUGGAAGAGACUUUUAGUGAUAUUGAUAAUGUACAAUUUUAUGUCGAUGAUUUAAUAAUUUAUGCCAGCACCGUGGAAGAACAUAAUAAAGUGUUACUAAAUGUAUUGAAAAGAGCUCAAGAAUGUAAUGUCAAAUUCAAUAGGGAGAAGUCCCAAGUUCUGCGUAAAGAAAUUUCAUUUCUUGGCAUGAUUGUAAGUGACCAAGGGGUUAAACCUGAUCCAAUUAAAGUAAUGGCCAUUUCCGAAUUAAAAUGCAUUCAUGAUAAGAAAGAACUUGAACGAUUUCUAGGAAUGACAAAUUACCUGUCAAAAUUUAUCAACAAUUACUCGACUAUUACAAGCCCGUUGCGCGAGCUUCUUAAAAAAGACAUAUUAUUUCAAUGGCUUCCUUCUCAUGAAAAUGCUUUUAAUAAACUUAAGGAGGCAUUAACGAACGCUCCCACGCUUAAAUUAUUUGACAGCAAUAAAGAUGUAGUCGUUUCGGUAGAUUGCAGCUCGGAAGGAGUAGGCGCUUGUCUUUUACAAGACAGACAGCCUAUUGCAUAUGCUUCUAAGGCGCUAACUGAAUGUCAGAAAGGUUAUGCCCAGGUUGAACGCGAGAUGUUUGCUAUUGUAUUUGGAUGCAUCAAAUUCCAUAAGUAUAUUUUAGGAAAACAUACCCUAGUUGAAACUGAUCAUUCGGCAUUAGAAAUUUUAUUUAAAAAACCCCUGUCUUUAGUACCUGCAAGACUACAAAGAAUGAUGCUUAAAAUACAAGGGUAUGACAUUACUGUUAAGUAUGUACCUGGAAAACAAAUGUAUAUAUCAGAUUUUCUCAGUCGCUCUUUCCUAGUUGACAAGAAUGAUGAGACAAAGGAAUUUGAUGAAGAGUUUAAUAAAGAAAUUAUUUGUCAUGUUGAGGUCAUGAUAGAUUCGUUGCCUAUUUCAAGUGACAGGCGACAACUCAUUGCCAUGAAAACGAACGAGGAUGCCACAUUGUCCUGUUUAAAAGAUUAUAUUCAUAAUGGUUGGCCAAAUUCUAAGAACAAUCUAAAUGAAUUAGUAAAACCUUUCUGGAAUUUUCGCAAUGAAUUGUCCCUAGUCGACCAAAUAAUUUUAAGAAAUAAUCUUAUUGUGAUACCAGUAGCAUUACAAAAAAUGAUGUUAGAAAUUAUUCAUGAAGGUCACUUAGGAUUAAAUACAUGUCUUCGUAGAGCUAAAAACGUUCUAUUUUGGCCUGGAUUGACAAGUCAAAUUAAAGAACUCUGCAACAACUGUCAAACAUGUGCCUUAUUUAGGAAAAACAAUACUAAAGAACCAAUUCAAUUUCAUGACAUACCUAGACUACCAUGGCUAAAGUUAGGCACUGAUCUUUUUGAAUUUAAUAAACAAUACUAUCUGGUUGUUGUAGACUAUUACAGUAAAUUUUUUGAAGUUGCUCGAUUAAAUGACUUGUCUUCAGGAACCAUCAUCAAUCAUAUUAAGUCUAUGAUAGCUAGACAUGGUUGUCCUUUA
Cydia amplana is the source of this 2796-nucleotide messenger RNA. RefSeq lists its product as uncharacterized. Bases 87 to 875 code for a protein of 262 amino acids. The transcript has 2 exons. The record is from RefSeq and is a predicted model, not a curated record. NCBI's taxonomy places the organism in Eukaryota, Metazoa, Arthropoda, Insecta, Lepidoptera, Tortricidae.